This is a messenger RNA of Ochotona princeps (American pika), 748 nucleotides long. It is a transcript of the gene POLE3, whose product is annotated as DNA polymerase epsilon 3, accessory subunit. The record is from RefSeq and is a predicted model, not a curated record. Gene Ontology annotation, molecular function: chromatin DNA binding; protein heterodimerization activity. Gene Ontology annotation, cellular component: CHRAC; epsilon DNA polymerase complex. Gene Ontology annotation, biological process: heterochromatin formation; DNA damage response; leading strand elongation. Lineage: Eukaryota; Metazoa; Chordata; Mammalia; Lagomorpha; Ochotonidae.
GCGGAAGCGUGUCGCGCGCAGGGCAUUCUGGGACGCGGUGUAGACAGCGUGUAGGCUGCACGGAAGCCUCGGAGGGUCAGACAGAAGCGACGCGGGAAGUCCGGACGCAGGAGGAGCUGGCGGAGGAGGACCCCGACUGCAGCCAUGGCAGAGAGGCCUGAGGACCUCAACCUGCCCAACGCCGUCAUCACCAGGAUCAUCAAGGAGGCGCUGCCGGACGGUGUCAACAUCUCCAAGGAGGGCGGAGCGCCAUCUCCCCGCGCCGCCAGCGUCUUCGUGCUGUACGCCACAUCCUGUGCCAACAACUUUGCCAUGAAAGGGAAGCGCAAGACCCUGAAUGCCAGUGACGUGCUGUCAGCCAUGGAGGAGAUGGAGUUCCAGAGAUUCGUGACCCCAUUAAAGGAAGCGCUAUCAGCCUAUAGACGGGAGCAGAGAGGCAAGAAGGAAGCUUCCGAACAGAGGAAGAAGGACAAAGACAAGAAGACAGAUUCCGAAGAGCAAGACAAGAGCAGGGAGGAGGACAACGAGGAGGAUGAGGAGCUGGAAGAAGAGGAGCCGAACGAGGAGGAGGACAUAGACAACUGAGCAGUUGUGGGUGGGGGGCAAGGACUGGCACCUUGGAAGGGAGGCGGCCAUGUUUACGUAAAGCCUUGCCCUGCUGGGCUCAGAACUCUUAGGCUGAAGUGCCUGAGAACAUUUGAAUAUGAACUUGAUCUUCGAAACCAGCAUUUCCCAGACAUAGAGCGAC